Molecule: messenger RNA, 1033 nt
Organism: Diuraphis noxia (Russian wheat aphid)
Lineage: Eukaryota; Metazoa; Arthropoda; Insecta; Hemiptera; Aphididae
Gene: spz3
Product: Spaetzle domain-containing protein 3
Biological process (GO): central nervous system formation; innate immune response
Cellular component (GO): extracellular region
Molecular function (GO): growth factor activity; Toll binding
Source: RefSeq, a predicted model, not a curated record
GUCGCACGCGACAGGUGGUGGCGCGUCGCCGUCGCGCAUUUCAUUGAUUCAUUCGCUCGGCGUGUCCAGACGUGCGCGGUGCUCUGUCCACAGACGGGCCACUCUCGUCCGAAUAAAACAUAAUAUAGUGCAAAAAAAUUUAAUAUUGACGAUCCCCCGAAACGGCAGUCAUCAUAUAUCUGCAGAUAUAAUUAUUGCGUUUUCUUAUUUCGACCGUCCGCCAUGCGAAAUCCGCCACCGCCGCCGAUAGUGUUAUAUUAUUAAUAUUAUCCUUGUUCGUAUACCGCGGUUACCGCACGCCCGCGAUACAAAACGGCGGCACCGCGUUAGACGACCGGAAACAGACAGCAUGAUCAGCUCGUUUCAGAACUUCAGCGGCGCCGCCGCCACCGCCGCGUACAACCCGAUGGCGUACAGCCACCACGCUGGCCACGGACAGCAGCUUCACUCCGUGUACGGCGCCGUGGCCGCGGCCGCGCACCAGGCCGCCUACAACGCGGGCCAGCAACCGGUGGCAUACCACCCGGCGGAUUACGACUCGCCGGCGCCACCGCCGCAGCCGUCCAGGUACUAUGAAUCGCCMAACAGGCCGCCGAUGUCCACGCCAGAACCGCCGAACCGCAAGAAACCCGUUCCGCAACAGCCGCCAGUCCAGUUCACCAGAGUGCAAGGCGGAGUGCCCGGCGAUACUGUAUUGGUAUUUUGGACUGCUCUUUCGUUUGCCUUAGGAUAUGAAAUUGGAGGAGAUGUGAUUCGUGGAACUCCGUGUAUUAAAAGAAAUCACCAAUUGUUUUGCCCGACGGCAGGAAAAAGUUACCCAGUAGACCGAAUCGAUAGAUUUAUCGAUGAAAAUAAAGCGCUCAUGAAAAGAAUGUAUGGCGAUUUUGAAAUGAUGGAGAACGGCCCGUUCCCAAAGUCAAAAAGAUCAACAGCUCGAAAAAGAAGACAGCAGGACUCCAGUUUUUCGGACAACCAAUCAAAACCGAAUAAGCUGCCGACCAGAGGCCAGCCUGCAGAUUCUGGAAGAUUAUAA